AUGUCUAGCCCAUGUGCAUUUCCUCAACUUCAAAUCCCAAAUAUGAGUUCCAAAGUUGCCAUUGUCACUGGAGCAUCCUCUGGCCUCGGCCGUGCCAUCGCCCUCAACUAUGGCCGGAUGGGAUGGAAAAUCGUCUGCGCUGAUCUUCGCCCCGAUACCCCGAGCACGCCAACCACCACUGUGGACUUGAUCAACCAAGAAGCACGUGGCAAAGCCAUCUUUGUCCGAACCGACGUCUCCUCUUCCGACGAUGUCCAGUCUCUCGUUGACACCGCCGUGAACACCUUUGGCAGGGUGGAUGUCCUUGUUAACAAUGCUGGCAUUUCUCUCGAGUCUCGCGGAAAGCUAGGACCCAAGCUGAUCGCCGACACGGAUGAUUCUACCUUUGACACUACCUGGGCCGUAAAUACCAGAUCGGUAUUCUUGGGCUGUAAAUAUGUCAUUCGGCAAUUCCUUCGUCAGGAGCCAUGGCCCACGGGCGACCGAGGAUGGAUCAUCAAUAUUGCGUCCGUCUACGGCCUGAAACCUGAGAUUGAACACAUCUCUUACUCUACCUCCAAAGCGGCCGUGGUUCAUAUGACAAAGUGCAUCGCCCGUGAGUACGGCCAGUCCAAGAUCCACGCCAACGCCAUCUGUCCCGGCUUCGUCAAGACAGAAAUGGAUCGCGUCAUGCUGGAAGAUGAGGCCCUGGGCGCUGCUACCGUUGCUCUCCAUCCUUGGGGAUCAUUGGGAGCUGCUGACGAUGUGGCCAAGGCGGCUUGCUUUCUGGCUAGCGACCAGGCGGCAUGGAUCACAGGUGUUGCGUUGCCAGUCGAUGGUGGCUAUAUGACAGCGUAA
Molecule: messenger RNA, 837 nt
Organism: Fusarium falciforme
Lineage: Eukaryota; Fungi; Ascomycota; Sordariomycetes; Hypocreales; Nectriaceae
Exons: 3
Coding region: 1-837 (278 amino acids)
Molecular function (GO): oxidoreductase activity, acting on the CH-OH group of donors, NAD or NADP as acceptor
Source: RefSeq, a predicted model, not a curated record